UAGGAGACGUAAAGAUGAUGUAUAACUCUGUCUGGUUGGAGGAGCGUGAGAUGCAUCUACACAGAUUCCUGUGGAGAGACAGCCCAGAAAAGGAGAUCUGUGAAUACGCAAUCACCAGAGUUAACAUCGGUGACAAACCCGCUGGUUGCAUUGCACAGUUGGCUAUGAGGGAGACUGCGAACCUGCCCAAAUUCACUCACUUGGUGGAUGAACGAAGAGUUAUCGAAGAAGACAGUUAUGUGGAUGACCUCUUAACCUCCCACAAUGACCUGCACAGACUUGACAACAUCACAGCAAAUGUUGAAGAGAUUCUAAAAGCUGGAGGCUUCUUCCUUAAACCAUGGGUCCGGUCAGGGCAAAGUGGGAGGAAAGGAGCUGAAGCAGAUGUCCUAAGCCAGGAGCAAAGGAAAACCUUAAUUCUUCCAAACCAAAUGAGGGAAGGGGACAACAAAGCCUUGGGCAUUGGCUACCAAGUGGAUGAGGACAAGCUCUACAUGCUGACCGCUGUGAACUUUUCUAAAAGGAAGAAGAAAAUGCGAGUUGGCAAAGAUCUUCUCGAAGAGGAGGUGAGAACUGAAACACCUAACCCACUGACUAGAAGAGCUCUCUUAAGCCAAGUUGCUGCACUGUAUGACCCAAUUGGCCUAGUUGCACCGGUCAAGCAGAAAGGAGCGAUUCUUGUUCGUAAAGCAUUUCAAGAAGGAGGGGGUGGCAAACUGACCCAAGAAACCUGGGAUCAACCUCUCUCAGAAGGCCUCAGAGAAGAAGCUAUACAGCUUUUCGAAGAAUAUGUGCAGCUUGGUCGAGUGAAAUUCCACAGGAGCCUCACACCAUCUGACUGGAAAGGUAAACCUUGGGGCAUCACAUUCUCUGAUGGAAGUGACAAAACAUACGGAGCUGUCAUGUACUUAAGAUGGGAAACAACUCAAGGCAUUGAAGUCCGGUUAGUGGAAGCCAAAGCCAAACUCACACCCCUGGAUCAAAAGGGAGAUGCUGUGAAGGCAGAAAUAUGUGGCGCAGUCUUUGCAGCUAGGAUCAGGAAGUACGUGGAGAAGCAUGCACGAUUGAAGAUUGAGAGAUGGUUCCAUCUACUGGACAGUCAAAUAAUCCUAGGAGCCAUUCAGCGAGACAAUUAUGGAUACCAAACCUUCUUCGCAAACAGAGUAGGUGAAAUCCAGAAGGCUGGGCCAGUGCAAGACUGGUGGUGGAUUCGUGGAGAUCUAAAUAUAGCUGACAUCAUAACAAGAGGAGGCACUCCUGACGAUUUGAAGGAGAGUUCCACAUGGCAAAAUGGACCAGAGUUCCUGAAGUGGCCAGUGGAGGAGUGGCCUAUUCAUUCAGCUGGAGAAGUUGCAGCCCAGGCCAGGGAGAGUGUAAACAAGCUUCAAAGCAAGGCAUUUUCAGCUGUACUGACCAGAGCUCAAGCCAAAAUGAGUCAACAGAAUGAAGAUCCACUAACCACUCAGGAAAGUCCUUGUCAAGAGGGAAAAUCCACUCUGCCAAGAAUGAGGCCCACUGGCUGGGUUAGACAUCUCGUGGACAUAACACGGUUCAGUAGUCUGACCAAACUGAAGAGAGUAAUUGCCUGGAUCCGUCGAGCUGCCGAGCAGUGGCUGAAGAGGAUUUUAAACCCAAAACGGCCAAAGUGGGACGCAACAACACCCAAGCUGGCUGGAUUGACCAGCAAAGAGCUUGAGGAUGCAAGUGACGACCUCUUACUAGCAGCUCAAGUCGGUGUAACUUUUCCAGAAACAACUCUCAGCAGAUUAGCAGUAUACAAAGAUGUGAACACUGGGCUCCUACUUUGUGGUGGUAGAAUCCAGAUGUUCAAUGAGGAGAAGACGGCCGUGCCAGUUCUGCCAUUUGAAGCAUGGGUGUCUACUCUGCUGGCACGAGAAUCCCAUGAAGUUAACCAUGAGGGUGUAGCAGCAACCCUUCUCCGGAUGAGGAAGACAGCCUGGGUAAUAAAAGGCCGAAGAAUUGCCAAGAAGAUGGUUGACAGUUGUGUGAGCUGCAGGAAGAACAGGGCGAAGCAGUGUCAACAAAUAAUGGCGCACUUGCCUCCAGAGCGAACAGGCCCAGCUGCUCCUUUCGAAUUCACCACCUUGGAUCUAUUCGGUCCAUAUGAAGUGAAAGAUGAAGUUAAGAAAAGAACCAGACUCAAGGUAUGGGGAAUUGUCUUCUGUUGCAUGGCCUCCCGUGCCAUACACACUGACGUGGUAAGUGACCAGUCAUCUGAAGGUUUCCUGCUGGCCUACCAAAGGUUCACGUCACUGAGAGGGCACCCCAGGAAACUUUGGUCAGACCCUGGUACUAACUUUGUUGGAGCCAAACCUGCUCUGGAGAAGCUAUACAAAUUCUUUGACCAACUGGACAGGUCUCAAUUUGAAGACCUAUCUGCCAAGCAUGGAACGGAAUGGUCUUGGAAGAUCCACCCCUCAGAUUCUCCGCAUAGAAAUGGUGCAGCAGAGGCGGCUGUCAGAAUAGUGAAGCGGGCUCUAAGCAACCUUGGUGGAGAUGGUGUUUUCACCUGGGGUGAAUUCCAAACCUUUCUCUUUAUGGCAGCCAACCUUGCUAACGAAAGACCUAUUGAUGCCAGAACUCAAAGUAGGGAAGACUGUGUAGAGUACAUUACCCCAAAUUCUCUGCUUUUAGGGCGUGCAAACCCAAAGGGAGACCCUGGAGACUUCCAGUUCGAUGGCUAUCCAUAUAAAAGGCUUAAAAGUAUCCAAACAGAAGUCAGCAAGUUCUGGAAGAAGUGGAGCCAAUUGGCUGGACCAAACCUGUUUGUACGGAACAAAUGGCACACUAAAGAGCGAAAUGUUGCUGUUGGAGAUGUGGUCUGGUUGGCUGACCAAAAUGCUCUGAGAGGACAGUACAGACUGGCCAGAGUUGUCAGCGUCAACACUGACAACAAAGGCAUUGUAAGAGAUGUGCUUGUGAGGACCUUUCCCAGCUAUCCUGUUCCCAUCAGAAAGGCAGCUGGAAAGGAGCCGGCCGCAGGAUCCAACAGGGUUAAACAAAAAAUCCCGGCCACAACCCUUCAUAGAGAUGUAAGGCGCCUUGUCAUUCUGAUUCCCAUUGAAGAACAAGAGUGACGGACUGGUGUGACCUCAUUGGGUUUGAGAAACCAUGAGCUCAAGUGGGAGGUGUUGGGUUAUAACUGAACAAUUGAAGGUCUAAGGUUGCCACCACCGUCAAACUACAUUUCCCAUAAUGCACCAACAAAAUGGCUGCUGAUCACAAAUGAAAACACCUGAACAGGAAUGGUAGCUCAGUCUUCAAACAAGCCAAGGAACAGCACAGCAAGCUCUACUCAAGAGUUUACUCCAAAGACACCAAUGGUUAUCAACCUGACGGUUCAAGCAUUGGUUGAUUAACUUGAAACCAACAAGUCUAAGUUGGUAAAUAAAACUCAACGAAAGGUGAAUCAAGAGUUGUCCCGGUGUGUCCUUUUGGAGUGGAACUAGAGUGGAAC
Molecule: messenger RNA, 3478 nt
Organism: Brienomyrus brachyistius
Lineage: Eukaryota; Metazoa; Chordata; Actinopteri; Osteoglossiformes; Mormyridae
Exons: 2
Coding region: 15-3098 (1027 amino acids)
Biological process (GO): DNA integration
Molecular function (GO): nucleic acid binding
Source: RefSeq, a predicted model, not a curated record